UUUAUCACAAAAGUGGCUCAGUUAGCAAACCAGUUGAAUAUUGAUGAUGUUUGGCGGAGUAUUUAUGAUUGGUAUAUUCUCUUCCUAGUGCAAUGCACCCAGUUGUGAAUGCAAUUUGUUGCUUUUUCCCUCCUCUUUCUCUCUCUCUCCUCUAAGAUGUAACCCGCGAUCCUUCCUGCCAGCCAAAUUCUAUUCUUGGCUGGCUUCACUAAACCAACGAACACUUUAAGCAAUACCAAUUACCAAUACUACAUCAUCUUUGCCAGAAAUCACUCACUUGUUUCAUUUUUCUAGCUCACCAAAAACUAAAAAAAAUGGUGUCCACAUCACAGCACACCAAUUCCCUCCACAAAAUCCUAGCUUCCAAAUUAACUCUCACAAUCCCACCUUCAAAAUCCUCAUCUUCUUCUCCUCCUCCCACUGAAGAUUUCGAUUUCUCCGAUGUUUUUGGUCCUUCACAAUCACCUUCUUGUUCCCAAUCUCCUUAUUUAGGGGACCCACAAGUGAUUCACAAUCGUUCUCACUCUUUUCUGGGUCCCUCACCUCGUUACAGUAUCCCUACUUCACACCCAUUUCAUCAAACUCCUGAAGAAAUCAUCUCUAAUAUCACUGAUGAUGAUGAUGAAAUUGAGGUGAAAAUUGAGGAUGAAAAUAAAGAUGGGACUUUUGUCGAACAUUUGGUGUGCAUAGAGGAGGAGAGAGAAGAUGAGGUAGUUUCUAAGGUGGGUCCAGAGGAUUUUGAGAUUUUGAGAGUGAUAGGAAAAGGGGCUUUUGGGAAGGUGUUUCAAGUAAGGAAAAAAGGUGAGGAUUGUGAGAUUGGUGAUGAUUAUGAUGAGGGUGAUGGUAUUUUUGCUAUGAAAGUUAUGAGAAAAGAUAAUAUUAUUAAGAAGAAUCAUGUUGAUUAUAUGAAGGCUGAAAGAGAUAUUCUUACCAAAGUUGUUCACCCUUUUAUUGUUCAACUUAGGUACUCUUUUCAGACCAAGUCUAAGCUUUAUCUAAUUUUGGAUUUUAUAAACGGAGGACAUCUGUUCUUUCAUUUGUACAGACAACGGAUGUUCAGUGAGGAUCAGGCAAGACUUUACACUGCUGAAAUAGUAUCUGCUGUAUCUCAUCUUCACAAGAACGGGAUUGUGCAUCGUGAUCUUAAACCUGAAAAUAUUCUUAUGAAGGCUGAUGGCCAUAUUGUAUUAACUGAUUUUGGACUUGCGAAAGAAAUUGAUGAAUCAAGUAGAACAAAUUCUUUGUGUGGAACCAUGGAAUACAUGGCUCCAGAAAUUAUACAAGCUAAAGGUCAUGACAAGAAUGCUGAUUGGUGGAGUAUUGGGAUCCUGUUAUAUGAAAUGCUAACUGGACAGCCACCGUUCACACAUCCCAAUAGACAGAAGCUCCAGCAGAAAAUUAUCAAUGAAAAAGUGAAGCUUCCACCAAUGGUAACCACUGAAGCUCAUUCUUUGCUCAAAGGGUUGCUGCAAAAGGAUCCAUCAAAGCGGCUCGGUAGUGGACCCACAGGUGCGAAUGAAAUCAAGAGCCACAAAUGGUUCCGCCCUAUUAACUGGAAGAAAUUAGAAGCAAGAGAACUGCAGCCCAAAUUUAAGCCAGAUGUAAGUGGGAAAGAAUGCACUGCUAACUUUGACAAGUGCUGGACGACAAUGCCAGCAAACGACUCACCAGCGUCUACACCUACUGGCAAUGAACAUUUCCAUGGUUAUACAUAUGUUGCUCCCAACCCAUGGCUUUCAUCUGAAUGACAUGGCUCUGAAUGGGGAUGAUCAUGAUUCCCUUGCAACAUACUCUACAGAGGGAAGUGGCUCGACAAACACAAGCCGGUUCCAACAGGCAACAGAGACUCGAUAUUAUACACGGUUAUGUUGUAGGAGUAUAUAAUAUCUGAAAUUAGUGAUCUACAUUUGAUGCUUGAAAAAGGUGGUGAAAAGAAUUGUCAUUUUUCAUGAUAGAUAUCGAGUUUGUGAAGCUUGUAGCCUGCCUUUGCUAUAUUGAGCUUAACUCUCCAAGUCAAUUGAUUUCUGCUUCUUUAUGUGAAAAUCUUCAUCUAAAGCAGAAAAGAAAGAGAAUUACCAGUUAAACACGUUCUCAAACUGUUAUGGUAUUAAUAUUAUAUCUUCACAUGAUCACAUCUUGAUCGCUUA
Beta vulgaris subsp. vulgaris (sugar beet) is the source of this 2147-nucleotide messenger RNA. RefSeq names its product serine/threonine-protein kinase AtPK2/AtPK19. The record is from RefSeq and is a predicted model, not a curated record. Lineage: Eukaryota; Viridiplantae; Streptophyta; Magnoliopsida; Caryophyllales; Amaranthaceae. Gene Ontology annotation, biological process: protein phosphorylation. Gene Ontology annotation, molecular function: protein serine/threonine kinase activity; ATP binding. Bases 315 to 1748 code for a protein of 477 amino acids. The transcript is spliced from 6 exons.